GGUUGCCAUUCCCUUCUCCAGGGGAUCUUCUGGACCCAGGGGUUGAAUCCAGGUUUCCUGCAUUGCAGGCCAUUCUUUAGCAUUUGAGCCAGAGAAGAGAUUAAGCUUGACCUCGCAUUAAGCUUGACCAAAUUCUGCAGCAGUUGACGGGACCGGGACACCUGAGAGUACAUUCUCCAGUUCUGUCUUUAAAUCAUUUUAACAAAGGAAGCAUUUAAUCACUUGUGUGCUCGGUCGCUCAGUCCUGCCCAACUUUUUGCGACUCCAUGGACUGGUCUAUGGGGAUAAAUGUGGGUGGGCGUGGUAAACUGGGGGCGAGGGGGGGCUCUGCGCGUGCGCACUGCGACUCUAGGCGCCGCGCUUUCGUAUUUUCCCCGCGUCGCUUUGUCCCACAGCAGAAUUGCUCUGAAGGAUGUUGCGGCCUGACAUAUCACCAACGUUUCCGUCUGUCCCUGCGGCUUCCCCCUGCUCACCAGAGGCUCGGUCCCAGGGUCCCCGCUACAAUUUCGAACUCCAGGAGACUCCUCUGAGCCGCCCUUCAGCCCAAGCCGCCCCUGCGUCUUCCCCACCAGGCACGUCUGGAGCGGCGGGUGACAGGAGCGGCAGCAGCAGUCUACCUGGGCACCCGCCCAGCGCCCUGCCGCCUCAAGGUUCAUACUUUAGAAACAAAAGAUCUUUUGCAGAAAACACACACGUAUCAAAUGUUAUGCUUGGUACAAGCUCAUCCUCUGUACGAGAUAGUAGUUAUCCUCAAAUACUAAAAUCUCCAUUAUGUGCUGGAAAUCCCCAGAGAUCAGGUUGUAAAAGUUGGACACCACAAAUGGGAUAUUCAGCUACAUCCUCAUCUGCAGUUUCUGCACACUCUCCUUCAGUUAUUGUAGCUGUUGUAGAAGGGAGAGGACUUGCCAGAGGUGAAAUAGGAAUGGCAAGUAUUGAUUUAAAAAGCCCACAAAUUGUAUUAUCUCAGUUUGCGGACAAUACAACAUAUGCAAAGGUGAUCACUAAACUUAAAAUUUUAUCACCUUUGGAAAUAAUAAUGUCAAAUACUGCUUGUGUUGUGGGGAAUUCAACCAAGUUGUUUACUCUUAUCACAGAAAAUUUCAAGAAUGUUAAUUUCACUACUAUCCAAAGGAAAUACUUCAAUGAAACAAAAGGACUAGAAUACAUUGAACAGUUAUGCAUAGCAGAAUUCAACACUGUCCUAAUGGAGGUUCAGUCCAAAUAUUACUGCCUUGCAGCUGUUGCAGCUUUAUUAAAAUAUGUUGAAUUUAUUCAAAAUUCAGUUUACGCACCAAAAUCGCUAAAGAUUUGUUUCCAGGGUAGUGAACAGACAGCCAUGAUAGAUGCAUCAUCAGCCCAAAACCUUGAAUUACUAAUUAAUAAUCAAGACUCUAGGAAUAAUCACACGCUCUUUGGUGUUCUAAAUUAUACUAAGACUCCUGGAGGAAGUAGAAGACUUCGUUCUAAUAUAUUAGAACCUCUAGUUGAUGUUGAAACAAUUAGCAUGAGAUUAGAUUGUGUUCAGGAACUGCUUCAAGAUGAGGAACUCUUUUUUGGACUUCAGUCAGUUAUAGCAAGAUUUCUUGAUACAGAGCAACUUCUUUCUGUUUUAGUUCAAAUUCCAAAGCAAGACACGGUUAAUGCAGCUGAAUCAAAGAUAACAAAUUUAAUAUACCUGAAACAUACCUUGGAACUUGUGGAUCCUUUAAAGAUUACUCUGAAGAACUGUAACACACCUUUAUUAAGAGCUUAUUAUGGUUCCUUGGAAGAUAAGAGGUUUGGAAUCAUACUUGACAAGAUUAAAACAGUAAUUAAUGAUGAUGCAAGAUACAUGAAGGGAUGCCUGAACAUGAGGACUCAGAAGUGCUAUGCAGUGAGGUCUAACAUAAAUGAAUUUCUUGACAUAGCCAGAAGAACAUAUACAGAGAUUGUAGAUGACAUAGCAGGAAUGAUAACACAGCUUGCAGAAAAAUACAGUCUUCCUUUAAGGACAAGUUUUAGCUCUGCUCGAGGAUUUUUCAUUCAGAUGACUACAGAUUGUACAGUCCUACCCAAUGAUCAACUUCCUUCUGAGUUUAUUAAGAUUUCUAAAGUGAAAAAUUCUUAUAGCUUUACAUCAGCAGAUUUAAUUAAAAUGAAUGAAAGAUGCCAAGAGUCUUUGAGAGAAAUCUAUCACAUGACUUAUAUGAUUGUGUGCAAACUGCUUAGUGAGAUUUAUGAGCAUAUUCAUUGCUUAUAUAAACUGUCUGACACUGUGUCAAUGCUGGAUAUGCUACUGUCAUUUGCUCAUGCCUGUACUCUUUCUGACUAUGUUCGGCCAGAGUUUACUGAUACUUUAGCAAUCAAGCAGGGGUGGCAUCCCAUUCUUGAAAGAAUAUCUGUGGAAAAACCUGUCGCUAACAAUACCUAUAUUACAGAAGGGAGUAAUUUUUUUAUCAUAACUGGACCAAAUAUGAGUGGGAAAUCCACAUAUUUGAAACAGAUUGCUCUUUGUCAGAUUAUGGCCCAAAUUGGAUCAUAUGUUCCAGCAGAAUAUUCUUCCUUUAGAAUUGCUGAACAAAUUUUUACAAGAAUAAGUACUGAUGACGAUAUCGAAACAAAUUCAUCAACAUUUAUGAAGGAAAUGAAAGAGAUAGCAUAUAUUCUACAUAAUGCUAAUGACAAGUCACUCAUAUUAAUUGAUGAACUUGGCAGAGGUACUAAUUCAGAAGAAGGUAUUGGCAUUUGUUAUGCUGUUUGUGAACAUCUGCUGAGCUUAAAGGCAUUUACACUGUUUGCUACACAUUUCCUGGAACUGUGCCAAAUAGACGGUCUAUAUCCUAACGUAGAAAACAUGCAUUUUGAAGUUCAACAUGUAAAGAACACUUCAAGAAAUAAAGAAGCAAUCUUGUAUACCUACAAACUUUCUAAGGGACUUACAGAAGAAAAAAAUUAUGGAUUAAAAGCUGCAGAGGUAUCAUCACUCCCACCGUCAAUUGUCUUGGAUGCCAAAGACAUCACAACUCGAAUUACCAGACAGAUUUUGCAAAACCAAAGGAGUACACCUGAGAUGGAAAGACAGAGAGCUGUGUACCAUCUAGCUACUAGACUUGUUCAAACUGCUCGAAACUCUCAAUUGGAUCCAGACAGUUUACGAACAUAUUUAAGUAAUCUCAAAAAGAAGUAUGAAGCAGAUUUUCAAGAUUCAGGAAAGACUGAAGAAUAGUAACAAUUCACAUCUUAUACUAAUGAAAUAAUAUAUUAAUAUGAGGAACCUAGAAUUCAUUUUUCCUGUGAGCAAAAUAAAAUAUUUGCUAAAUUUUAUAUUUUAAUUGAAAAUUACAUUGUAUUAACAUCAGCAUUAUCAUCUAUAUAUUCUGUAUAAGAAAAUGUUUGUUAUAUAACUUAAGAAAGAAAUGAGAACUAUUUAAAGAACUGAUUUUUAUGUAAGAAAAAAUCUAACAUGACACUUUUCUCAUUUAUGAAACUUCAUGUUACAAGUUAUGGUUUCACAUGUUAUCGUAUAUAGUUUAGCUAAAAGCAAUCUUUCUUUGUGGGCCUGGAAACUUAGGUGAGGUUUUCUUUCACACUCUUAUUUGGAACCAAUAUUUCUUUUACAUUCUUAUUAUGAGUCAAUAAUUUCUUAAUUAGUGCCAUCAAAUUCCAACAGUGGAUACAUCUGAAGUUUGUUAGAAUACAAUUGAGAGUUUUAAAGUAUUCAUUUUGGCAUUCAGUAUAGUUCUAAAGGUUGAAAUUCAUCAAAUAGCUAUUUCGUAGUACAGAGAGUGUUUCUGGAAGGAGUAAUUACCUAAUAGCCAGGUGUUCCGUUUUCUACUUGCCAACCCCUUUUCUUUUCCAAAUUUUCAUUUUUGACCAUCUUUUUUAGGUGAGUAACCAAGGCAGCAGAAAGAUAAUAUUGAUAUGUUUGCCUUAAUUGUUGAUUCACAAGGAAACAUUAUGUAGAAUUGUUUUUGCACAGGCGUGUGGCUCACACCACCUUUUAGAGUUUACCCAAAGUUUAUUCUAUAAAUGGACAAAAGAAAAUGGAAGACUGUCAGUUGUUCAAUAACUGCAAAGAGCUUCUCAAACACCUUAUUUCUGCAGUUCCAUCUCAGUAAAAGACUUAGUCACAUAAUCUCAACCCAAAGGCCUAACAUGGGGAAAUUAUUAAAUAAUUUUAAAGUAUUUUUGUUAAUAUAUGCAUAUUUUAUUUUACAAAAUGUAAUAAUUUUGACUUUAUUAAACUCUUAGUAUUCUAAGUACAUAUUAGUAGCCAGGUAUACUGUAAAGUUAUAAUCUGAAUGACACACAUUCUUUUUUUUAAAAAAAUUACUGUAAAUUAGUGUUACUAGUUACAUUAGAUAUAUGUUAAAUGUCCUAUUAGACUACUUAUAUUUCCUAUAAUCAUGUUUUAUAAAUAGAGCUCCGCAGUAUUUGAACUUGACUAUUAGCCACAUUUUGAUUCACAGCCUUUGAGAUGAAUUCUAUUUUGUGUGGUCAUUCGUAAAAGCAGGUAGAUAAUUUAGACUUGUGGCAAGUUUCUAGGAGGCAUUGAGGAGCUAAAGGGCAUCAUACACUGUGUAGGAGGGCAGGGAAGAAAAGGAGGAAGCAAUAAAAAAGUCAGAAGGGGAGCAGGGCUGUGGAAGAAAAGGCAGCAGAGACAAGUGCAAACUACUAAAUAUGCUAGAUAUCAUUUCCUCAGAUGUUAUUAGCUUCCCUUUACAUUUAAUGCCAAAUUAAAUUCCACCAGACUUUUAAGAAAUUGUUCAUCAUUUAGAGCUUUUGAUGCGAAAACUGUAGCCAACUGAUUAAUCCCUUUUAUUUUAGAUUUGAAGUACUGAAAUAAAAAUGGAUUUAUAUCUUCUUAAAAUUAAAUUGCUUUUUCUUCAAUCAUUUUGUGUGUAGCAGAAGCGCAUGAAAAAGCAAGUCAGAUGAAGAUAGAAUUAUUAAGUCAUGGUGCUAUAGGACAGAGGUGAAAGGUAGGGAGACGAUCCAUUCUGUAAUUUUCAGGUCUAUUUGCUCUCCUCUUUAGUACCUCUUCGCCUUUGUCUGUCUCUAGAAUUAUAGAUCAUUGUCUCAUAAUCCAGUCUUUUAAGAUAAAUAUUCAAAAUGUUGUAACAAACUCCUUGAUAAUCUACCUCAAAGCCAUUCUUUUUGUCUGCUCCACCUUUCUCCUCACAUGAAUUAAUCUAUCUCAAGUCGAGGGCUAAGGUACAUGAGAGUAGAGGAAAAAGGCAGCUAACCUUCAUGCCUGGGAAGUAAUAUAUAUAUUUGUUUAUUUUAAAAUUUACAUCCAAUAAAACUAAAUUUUUAAGUCUAUAAUUUAAUGAAUUUUGGCACAUUUAUGGAUUUGUGGAACCACUACCACUGCCACAAUCAAGAUGCAGAACAGUUCAGUCACUACCAGAUGAUUCCCUCAGUACUAGCCCUUUGUGGCCAAAUUCUUCCCUGACCACUGUCUUCACUGGGAAUGGUUAAGGAUUUCCUCCCUAUAAUUUUGUUUUUAUCAGUCAGGUAGCAUGUGACCUUUGGAGACUGGCUUCUUUUACUGAGCAUCAUGUACUUUAGAAUUUAUCCAUUGCUAGCUGGUAUUCCAUUGUUUGUAUUGAAUAUGUACCAUGGUUUAUUCACUCACUCACUGAAGGACAUUUAGGCAUUUUGUUUUUGACGAUUACAAAUAAAGCUGUUAUGAACAUUUGGAUAGAGA
Capra hircus (goat) is the source of this 5686-nucleotide messenger RNA. RefSeq names its product mutS homolog 4 (gene MSH4). Gene Ontology annotation, molecular function: ATP binding; ATP-dependent DNA damage sensor activity; mismatched DNA binding. The coding region runs from base 413 to 3205 and encodes 930 amino acids. The record is from RefSeq and is a predicted model, not a curated record. Gene Ontology annotation, cellular component: nucleus. Gene Ontology annotation, biological process: reciprocal meiotic recombination; mismatch repair. Lineage: Eukaryota; Metazoa; Chordata; Mammalia; Artiodactyla; Bovidae. The transcript is spliced from 20 exons.